Messenger RNA from Echinostoma caproni, 339 nucleotides. Lineage: Eukaryota; Metazoa; Platyhelminthes; Trematoda; Plagiorchiida; Echinostomatidae. The record is from the annotation of a GenBank genome assembly.
AUGUCCUUUCGUUCAUCGCUCACUCGCGUUGUUGUUCAGUAUGUAGCCAAUCUGAAAGCGUGUGAGAAGAAGUAUGUCAAGUAUGCCGAUCAGCUGACCGGAUUGCGUACCAAAUUGACAAGCUUGUGUGAUAAACGCACCUCGUACAAUCGCAAAACAAUGGAAGCUCUGAUGACCAAUCUGGAAAUCGCGACCAGAAAGUUGCAUUUACUUCAUAAUGAUUACCUCAUGGCCAUAUCCACGGCAAACCACUAUCAGCAAUGGUUACACACACAUCUGCGUCCGUGUCUACUGAACGGGAUCGAACGAACCAUGCAGUUGGCUUGUGAAGUAGUGUAA